AUGCCAACUGAUGAAGGACGAGAAGUUACAACUUGUGACGACGAUGCUGACACAGAAGAUGCAACAGACGAAGAUGCAACAGACGACGAUGCUACAACAGAAGACGACGAUGUUACAACAGCAGAAGACGAUGUUACAACAGCAGAAGACGAUGUUACAACAGCAGAAGACGAUGUUACAACAGCAGAAGACGAUGUUACAACAGCAGAAGACGAUGUUACAACAGCAGAAGACGACGUUACAACAGCAGAAGACGAUGUUACAACAAAUGGCGAUGAUGGUACAACAGACGGAGUAGAGGCAUCUUUAUGUGGUGAAGUUGCCACCACUAGAGAUUCUGACAAAACACAUCCACCUAAAAACAAGAUCUUAACUUGUCAGAGCCUACAAUAA
Paramuricea clavata is the source of this 393-nucleotide messenger RNA. The record is from the annotation of a GenBank genome assembly. NCBI's taxonomy places the organism in Eukaryota, Metazoa, Cnidaria, Anthozoa, Malacalcyonacea, Plexauridae.